Achroia grisella is the source of this 1736-nucleotide messenger RNA. RefSeq lists its product as uncharacterized. NCBI's taxonomy places the organism in Eukaryota, Metazoa, Arthropoda, Insecta, Lepidoptera, Pyralidae. Bases 217 to 1545 code for a protein of 442 amino acids. The record is from RefSeq and is a predicted model, not a curated record. The transcript is spliced from 3 exons.
CGGGACUGUGCAUCCCAUCCAAAUAUACAAUACGACCGGAAGAUUUAUUAUUGACGAAGUAAUGAAUAAAACUUAAUUUUACAUACAAACUUAUGUGACAUUUGUCGUUGAUACUAUGUCUAUUGUUAUUGUAUACAUUAAACAUAAUUGUGUAUCAGUUCAAACCUGGAUUCGUGAGCGUUUGAAUAUUCCAGUGAGAUGGUGACAUGAUUUAGCAUGCGUUGGACGACGUGGUGGCAAGUUCUAUUCGCGCUUACGGCGCAGUCCCUGGCGCAGGGGAUCGUCCCUACCAUCUGCGAAGAGGAAUACUGCAGAUGUGACUCCUUUACAAGAGUCAUUUGCAAUUGCUCAGAUAAUACUGAUGCGGAAAUAACUCUUAGACCAGAUGGGGCCUAUAGAGUACCAUCUACGGCAAGUGCUAUCAUAAUACAUCGUUGCCAUCGAGUACAUUUCCUCUCGGACACGGUUCGCGAUCUGAUUCACUUACGCAACGUGGAAAUACAAGAUUGUAACCAUGUUGUCAUCAACGAACGAGCCUUAGCGUGGUCACCGUUCCCCAGAGAACCUGAUAUGAAUCCUGGCUUACGAAUUUCGAUCAAUAAUAGUACAGUAAACGAGAUCGCGUCACAUGCGAUUCAAGGACGAGUUGACGAUAUAAUAAUAAUGAGAAACAGGAUCGAUAACUUAAAGCCGUUUGCUUUCUCUAAUCUCGUUGGUGUUAAGAAUGUUGAGUUGAUAAACAACGCAUUCGACACUAUAGGUAUACAACCGUUCAAGAAGUUCUCCACAUUGAACUUUGUAAUGCGUGACGGGGUUGUGGGAACACUGCCUAGUAGGUUUCUCUCUAACGUAGAUGUGAUCGAGUUAUUUCACAUAGAAUAUGUACAGAUACAGAAUAUAAAUAGUUUAACGUUUCUUGUCAAUUCACCAAAGAGGGUCCUCAUCGAAAGUAAUGUCAUAGGCACAUUGGAAGCUGAUGGAUUUCACAUAGUCACAAGAGGGCCCAUAACAUUUAGAAAUAAUACCGUGCAAACGUUGGCACGAGGUGCUUUUCUAGGAUUCACAGCUGACACGGAGGUCGCGUCAGUUAUGGGUCGUCAAGAGCUGUUGAUUGAUAACAAUACCUUGUCAGAAUUAGUGCCAUCUGCGUUAAUGUACAACAGUACGACAUUGACAAUGCGUAUUGGCGAUCUCAAUUUAAAUAAGUCCUGCUCAUGUGAAUUAGUGGAGGAGUGGCGUGAUGUGAUGUAUGAACCAAGUGGCAUAAUCACCUGUUGGUAUUCAUUGGAAAACCAGUACACGUCAUUGCGAUUAUAUUCUGACAGUCGGUGUGGUGAAUUUAAACAGACAUUUUGGAUCUACGUAGUUAUAGGUAUAGUCGUUGUAGCAAUAAUAUCCGUUGUGGUUAUAAUUUUUAUAGUGCGACACGAGAAUAAAAAGAAGAAAAAUAAAAUGCAGAUUGUGUUGCCUGACGGCAAAACUUAUAGAGAGACUGAAGUCCACAUCGUAGUGGAAAGAGCAGAACUGCUCUCGACUGACUUUUAGCUUACGGAACAUUCCGCGAGUGAUUUUAGUUGCGUGUAGGUUAUUCUACCUCAGUGUCACUCCGCUAUAUUGUGCCAAUAUAAAUUUAGCUUAUUAUCAGUAUUAUAACGCAUGCGAAAAUAUUUUGUUACUUCAUAUUUUGUUACCCAUUGCCUUAAAUUAUUUUUGGAAAUUUCUUUAAUAAAAUUAUA